UUCGCCGCGGGACCGGGGUAUAGGGGGAAAAAGCGAGACAACCGACUAGAUAGAGAUACACGAGGAAUAAGAGAGAGAGAGAGAGGGGAAGAGAGACGAAGCGGCGUGAGCGUUCGACGUCGUUGCUUCUCGUUGUCGAUGGUGGGGAGGCAGAGAGAAAAAGAAAGAGCUAGAGGGGGAGAGAGAGAGCGCCCUCCCCUACCCACCCGCCCGCUUGCCUCCUCUGCCCGCCGCCGUACCUACUCACGGAGCUAACGAACGGUCGAGCGUAGCGUCGAGUAGACCGCAUCCCAAGUAUAACGUACGUACGUAUAUCCACGGGAACCGAACCGAGCGCGCCGUGGCGUGUUUUACGCGCUUAUUUUACGCGAGAAAAAGUCACGGGAAAACGUUGUUCCGCUUGUACACGCGUAACGCCACGAGUAAGCGAGCACACGAGCAUUAAGCGGAUACAGUGCGAUCGGUGUUUGUAGUGGUGUAACCACUAUUGGCCGGUUAGACGCGAGGAUAGUGUUGUGUGACAGUGAGAACGCGUUUGAACGCGUGCGUGCAUGCGUGCGAUACGUGCCUCUCCUCUUCUAUCCGACAUUUAAGCGUCCGUACCAGCGAGUUUCCGAGUGUGCGAAUGUGAGACAGACGAACUCUCUGCGUACGUGCGCGAGCGAGCGUGCGAACGAGAGAAAGAAAGAGAGAGAGAGAGAGAGCGAGAGAGAGGAGGGGGGAAGUGAUAGAGUUAUUGCGUCUGUCUGUGUGCACUGUUCGUGCACGCGGGAUGUUACCGAGUUAUGAGCGUGCAAGCGCGCGCUUGUGCGUGUGAGUAUUAGGGAAAGAAAGAAAGCUGUAGAGAAAGGGAGGGAGGGAGGAAGAUAGCUCGCGAAAAAGAGAGAGAGAGAGAGAGAGAAAAAGAGGGAAAGAAAGAGAAAGGAAACGCUAGCGCGUGCAUGUGUACGUGCGCGCGCGCGCGGGUGAGCAAUUCCUUCGUGCGUCCUUCUUUCCCUCGUUGUGCCACCGGCGGGUAAAACGAGAGGCUGAGGUGACGGACGACGUACUCGCGUGUACGAUAUGUCGGAGCACCACCGCGUGGCCGGUGGCUGGGGCACCGCGAGCCCGGGUAACCGAGAGGAUGGCUCCGGCGGUGCCGCUUGGUGGUCCUCGGGCCUGAACGCCGUCUCAACGGAACAACAGCAGCAGCAACAACAGCAGCAGCAGCAGCAGCAACAAAAUCUACAUCAACAUCUGAUAAAUCAACAGCAGCAACAGCAGCAGCAGCAACAGCAGCAACAGCAGCAGCAACAGCAGCUCGCUCAACAGCACCAUACGGAUAUCGUCCGAAGUACCGCCGCCGCCGCCGCCGCGAAUCAGCUCUUCUCUUACAAAAUGGCCUCCAGCUUCCAGAACCCGGCCACCACCGGCGCGGCAUCGAGUCCGGUGUCGACAUCCUCGCCGGUUGGCAGCGCCGCCGCGUGCAUGAGGGGUGGAUACGAUUAUAGGCUCGGGACGGCGUCGGGUCCUGGACAAGGCGGCGCGGGUGCCGGUGCUGGUGGCGGCGGCGCCGCUGCCGGCACACCUUCCGCACCGCCGCCCGGCGGCGUACAGUGGUGGUAUUCGGGCAGCGGAGUCAUGGACGCCGCCGCCGCACAGAACAACCUGCACCAGCAGUUGCAGGGUCAGCAGCAACAGCAACAGCAGCCGCAGCAGCAACACCUCUCGCCCAUUACCACGCAAACGUCUACGCCCCCCGUUAUGUCCCCGAUCUCACAUCCGCACGUAGGUCAACUAGAUUUCCGAUUAUUUCUGCAGCACCAAAUACAGCAGCUGCCGCAAAAUAAUCUGCAACAAAAUAACGCUCAGAGUCUGCAGCGGGACAAUAUGCCGAGAGGAAAAGAUUCAAAGCCAAGAGGACGGAUGACAGCAUACGCGUUCUUCGUCCAGACAUGUCGUCAAGAGCACAAAAAGAAGCAUCCUGAGGAGAAGAUUGUUUUCCGGGAGUUCUCCAAAAAAUGUGCAAUGAGGUGGAAGACUAUGUCGGACAUAGAGAAGAAACGGUUCCACGAAAUGGCAGAGAAAGAUAAGAAGAGAUACGACGCAGAGAUGCAAAAUUACACGCCGCCCAAGGGAGAAAAUAAGGGCAGGGGCAAGAAACGCAAACACAUUAAGGAUCACAAUGCUCCUAAGAGAUCACUGUCCGCUUUCUUCUGGUUUUGUAAUGAUGAACGCGGCAAGGUUAAAAUGCUGAAUCCUGAAUACGGUGUAGGCGAUAUAGCUAAGGAAUUAGGCAAGAAAUGGUCAGACGCAGAUCCCGAAACCAAAUCCAAAUACGAGGCUAUGGCGGAGAAGGACAAAGCUCGAUAUGAAAGGGAAAUGACCGCGUACAAAAAGAAAAUACAAAACGACGGUGCCCCAAUGAUGGGAGGAGCGCCGGCGAACCAAACUGUAAAAAGUGACAGCGAAGAGGAAUGGAAAGAAGACGACGAAUAGCGGAUGCACGUCGAAAUUUCUUCAUCUAUCACCCCGUGUCCUUCAUCCUGAAAGCAUACCUCACCUACUGUACGUACCAUUGACCUUAGCGUGAGCGUACUUACACCAGCAUCAUUAGGAGAACAAAAUAACUAAUCACCAAGCAACCAACCAAUCAAUCAACCAAGCUCUUUAAAUCCCCACCAAUCAACACCUCCUAAUUCUCUUUCCCCGAUUAUUUACGAUAAUGAUAAAAGUAAUCCGCGCUAAUUACGAUAAUUAUUUUAAAAGGAAAAACUGAUAUAUGUAUGAGUGCUGCGCGAGCGUGAGCGAGAGCGCGAGAGAGAUCAUUGUGUGAGUGGAACAUUUGUACUUUAACAUAUUGAUAGUAAUGAUGAUGUAAAGUGGCUAGUAGGAUAGCGGAAGAAACAAAAAAAAUAUAACAGAAUUGAGAGAAAAAGCAAGAGCGAAAGAGAAAUAAGAAGACAGUGGAUGCCCACACUUUCUCUAUUUGAUGAAUGGAAGGCGCAGGGGCUCAAUCAUUGUUGACUUUUUGCUCUAUCGACGCUAUGUUACGAGCUAUUUAGCUUUAGUUUACUAAUGACGAAACGCGCGAUGAUGACGGGGCUCCUAUAGUCGAGGAUCGGAGAUGAUCGUUAUCUUGCAGAUUUUCGCGAAUAUUCACAUUCUUCAACACGCGAGAAUAUCGUCCUUUCGUCUUUUCCACGUGAUUUAUGAUUUGCGUGGAAGAGAUACAACGAAAUUGCUCUCUCGGAUCCUUGUUUUAAAAAGGGGCGAGUCAUACGUCGCGUCGUUGCGAAAUUAAUAUUAUAUUUUUGGGGAUUUUAAGUUCAAUUCAGUUCAGUUCAGUUCAUUCGUCGCCAGCGUGACAUAAAAAAAAUACAAUCAUAUUGCGAGAUAAAAUAAAUAUAAACAGAUUAUUGUUAUAUAUCCUUGUACAGAGAAAGCUUCGUUUUUCUUUUUUUUUUUUUCAUAUAAUUUUUAAUGAAAGGAUCGUGUUGAGUGCGCGUAUUGGGGCAUGGGGCCGUUUUAUGCAUAUUUUUGUGUGAAUAAACGAUUGAUUUGACCGAGAGGUACACACCAUCAUGUUUCUUAUAAUAGUUGUAAGUAUUUAGAAUUAAGUAUAUACGUGUAUCUUAACACAGACUUGAAUUCUCCGGCGACUCUCUAUGUCUUUUUUUAGUAUAUGCGAUGUACUUUUUUCCAACACUACGCGGCGGUAUUACAAGCUACGAACCACCACGUGAUUGAGCCUUAAUUACGUAGCCAAUAAGCUCGAUGUUAUGACUUGGAUCGAAAGAAUUGUAUGCGAGAG
This is a messenger RNA of Camponotus floridanus (Florida carpenter ant), 3793 nucleotides long. It is a transcript of the gene Dsp1, whose product is annotated as high mobility group protein DSP1. The coding region runs from base 1063 to 2478 and encodes 471 amino acids. Gene Ontology annotation, molecular function: DNA binding, bending. Gene Ontology annotation, biological process: regulation of transcription by RNA polymerase II. The transcript is spliced from 6 exons. Lineage: Eukaryota; Metazoa; Arthropoda; Insecta; Hymenoptera; Formicidae. The record is from RefSeq and is a predicted model, not a curated record.